AUGGCCACGCACGUCCGCCAGCUGCAGGGCUCCCUCCGCGUCUGCGGCCACAUCCGCCCGCGCGACCCCGCCGUCCCCACGCCCCUCCCCUCCCGCACCACAGCCAACACCAUCUCCACCGCCCUCCCCGAGUUCCGCACCUCCUACUUCUUCGACGGGCCCGAGCUCCCUGAAUCCCAACAUCCCCCGACACCGACGCCCUCGCCCAAACCCGCCCCGCUCGAGCUCACGCGCACCCUCUUCGACGGGCCCUCCCGCCCGCGGUACAUGAUCCCCCUCGCGGAGCUCUACCUCGGCGAGAUCAAGAAGAACAGACCGCCCGGCGUCCAGGGCAGGGAGCCCGUGCUCGAGGGCAAGGCGAGCACGACCGCUGCGAAGAUCACCCUGGGCGAGGUGUUGAGCGCAUGCAGCGACUUGUCUCGUCCCGGGUUCGCGUCUGUAGAAGCAGGUGCGACUCGGUGAUAUACACCCCUGAGCACAAACCACGCAGGUCGCGAUGCAUAUCCAGUGUGCAUAUCAUACAGAGUCAGCGGGCGCAGCGGAUCUAAUCACAAAACACAAACAUAUUAUAAUCGCGGUACAGGAUAUAUAUCAGGGUAGUCGGCGCAUAGCAGUGUACAAAAGCUGUAUUACUAUUAGUAUUACCAUGUGUACAUGUAUACCAUACGCAUAUGAAUGUACUUCUACUGUC
Gloeophyllum trabeum ATCC 11539 is the source of this 691-nucleotide messenger RNA. RefSeq lists its product as uncharacterized. Lineage: Eukaryota; Fungi; Basidiomycota; Agaricomycetes; Gloeophyllales; Gloeophyllaceae. The transcript has 2 exons. Bases 1 to 462 code for a protein of 153 amino acids. The record is from RefSeq and is a predicted model, not a curated record.